Messenger RNA from Talaromyces rugulosus, 1806 nucleotides. RefSeq lists its product as uncharacterized. The record is from RefSeq and is a predicted model, not a curated record. The transcript is spliced from 5 exons. Gene Ontology annotation, molecular function: dipeptidyl-peptidase activity. Bases 1 to 1806 code for a protein of 601 amino acids. Lineage: Eukaryota; Fungi; Ascomycota; Eurotiomycetes; Eurotiales; Trichocomaceae.
AUGUCUCACCAGAUCGGCGGUAUCGACGUCACUUUUGCUCCGUUGAACCAUGGCUUUCACAACUACUGGACCAGUUUCCGGCCCUUAACUAAAGUCAUUCUCCCCAAGGGAUGGCAGCGAGAGCCAGGUUUCCGUGCGUUAAGUGAACCUAUUAUCUGGGAAAAAGAUGUUCCUAUCGCUAUGCGAGAUGGGACUAUUUUGCGUGGUGAUGUUUUUCGCCCAAUGGCCAAAGAUGGCGUUCCUUUGCCUGCGCUUCUCCCGUGGAGUCCAUAUGGAAAAACAGGAAGUGGCUACUUCCAAACAACCAGCUUUACCUGGGUAGGUGUGCCAACAACCUCCUUAAGUGGCCUCGAAAAGUUCGAGGCGCCUGAUCCAGCUGAGUGGUGCCCGCGUGGGUAUACUGUCGUCAAUGUUGACGCGCGAGGAUGCUUUAAUUCUGAGGGGGACAUUUUCUUCUUCGGCACUCAAGAGGGUCGUGAUGGUCACGACACCAUCGAGUGGAUCGCAGAGCAGUCUUGGUGUGAUGGAAACGUGGCCCUUGUUGGGAAUUCAUGGUUAGCUAUCACUCAGUGGUUCAUUGCAGCUGAAAAGCCCCCACAUCUGAAGGCUAUCGCUCCAUGGGAAGGGCUGGGUGAUUUCUAUCGCGAGAGUAUCUGCCGUGGUGGUAUUCCUAAUCCCAUGUUCUGGGAACUCCUGAUGAAGCAAUUCAAUGGGAGAACCCAACACGAGGAUGUUGCGGCUAUGAUCGAAAAGUACCCGCUAAUGAACGCAUAUUGGGAAGACAAGAGACCACGGUUACAGGAAAUAAAUAUCCCUAUGUAUAUUCUGGCUAGCUAUUCAACCGGAUUACAUACCGAGGGAUCUCUACGCGCCUGGAAAUAUGCUGGGUCGGAUGAAAAGUGGCUGCGAAUUCAUCCUACCCAGGAAUGGUUUGACAUUUACCAGCCAUUUGCAAACGACGAUCUUCAGCGCUUUUUGGAUCACUUUCUUCUAGGCAAAAAUAAUGGUUGGGAGUUUACACCCAAGGUCCGUCUCUCUUUACUUAGAUACAACAAGGCUCCGAUCAGUUUCCGCGCAGAAGACAGAUACCCGCCUUCUAGGGUGGAAUACAAAACUUUUUACCUUAAUGCCGCCAAGGAGAAUGGAAGUCUCGCAGGAUCUUUACAGACUGAGGCACCCACCGAAAUAUACGCCAUCUCAUAUCAAUCCGACAUGUGGGAAGAUGAUGGAGUUUACUUCACGCUUACUUUUACGGAAACUACUGAGUUAAUUGGCAGCUCUCAGGUCAAGCUAUACAUGUCAUGUGCAGAUCUGGACGAUAUGGAUGUGUAUGUCAUUAUCCGAAAGCUUGAUCGCUUAGGGAAUGCAUUGCUCAAUUACAACAUUCCCUUUGAGCACCAGAAUCGCAGGACAAGCGUAAAUAUGAUCCCAGAUGAAAACAUUUACAAGUACGUAGGGCCAAGUGGACGACUCCGAGCUUCCAAGCGAGCCGCCACAACCGAGGAACCCGACAUGCUCGAAAGCAGGAAAGAAAAUCAAGAGCCCACGGAGCUUUUCUUCCCGCACGAUAAGUCAGAAAAAGUACCUCCAUGUCAAGUAGUAGAACUCAAGAUUCCUAUUUGGGCUGGAGGGAUUUUUUUCGAGGAAGGAGAAUCACUGAGAUUAGAGAUCAAGGGUCAUGACCCAAUCCUCCCAGAGUUUCCAGCAUUGAGAAAAGGGCCCAAAAAUUUGAAUAGGGGACAGCAUAUGGUGUCCACUGGGGGAAAUUUCUUGUCUACUUUGAUUGUUCCAUUAACUAAAGGGUAA